CUGGAGCGGGGCCAGGGGGAGCCGAGCAGACUCACCCCAGGAUGUGGACCCUGAGUGGGGGGAGAGAGAGAGGCUGCUCUGGCUCAGUCACCUGAGGGCUCCACCCCUGGACAGCCAGGGCAACAUACUGCCCCCUAGUGGCUUUAAACGGUGUGGACGAUAUGGGCCGCAGACAGAGGACCCUCAGACAGGAAUGACACACACCUCCACCACCCAAAGCCUGCCCCUGCCGCCUCUCCUCAUGCUCCGCAGACACACCCUCUGCUACCGGUUACCUCGGAAACGACCCCCGGAGCAUCUGAUUUGCCCCAUGAAGGGCAGAGCAAAGACUUCCUGAACACUCACCCUGACAAAGAUGAGGGUGGUGCUACUACCUUCUCAUCGUCGACAUGCAACCCCAACCUGUGGAAUAUGUUGCAUGCAGCCGAGACCAGAUGGAGCGAGCAGUCUCAACCGUCCAACGGAAACGGGGCCGAGGUGUCCGUUGGGGCGGGAGAGACAGUGAUCGACGCGCUAAAUAUGGAGAGGCAAAUCCAGUUUGCUGAUCAGAAGCAGGAGUUUAAUAAACGUCUCACUAAGACCGGUCGUCGCUCCCUUUCCCGCUCCCUCUCCCAUUCCUCCACAGACAGCUACAGCUCAGCUGCGUCGUACACAGACAGUUCAGAGGAUGAGAUGUCUCCUAGAGACAGGCAGCAGAGGAGCUCUAAGGGACAUCAAGACUUCUGCGUCAAGAACAUCAAACAGGCCGACUUUGGACGCAGGGAGAUCGAGAUUGCUGAACAAGAGAUGCCAGCUCUGAUGGCCUUGAGAAAGAGAUCAGGGGGCGAAAAGCCGCUGGUUGGUGCUAAAGUAGUGGGCUGCACUCACAUCACCGCUCAGACCGCUGUCUUGAUGGAGACUCUGUCUGUGUUGGGGGCUCAGUGUCGCUGGGCAGCCUGUAACAUCUACUCCACCCAGAAUGCUGUGGCUGCAGCUCUGGCUGAGGGAGGCUUCUCUGUGUUUGCAUGGAAGGGGGAGUCGGAGGAUGACUUCUGGUGGUGUAUUGACCGCUGUGUCAGCCUGGAGGCCUGGCAGCCCAAUAUGAUCCUGGAUGACGGGGGAGACCUGACCCACUGGAUCUUUAAGAAAUACCCCAACAUGUUCAAGAUGAUCAAGGGAAUCGUGGAAGAGAGUGUCACAGGGGUUCACAGGCUGUAUCAGCUGUCCAAGGCAGGGAGACUGUGUGUCCCUGCUAUGAACGUCAAUGACUCCAUUACUAAGCAGAAGUUUGACAACCUCUACUGCUGCAGGGAGUCCAUACUGGAUGGAUUGAAACGCUCUACAGAUGUGAUGUUUGGGGGAAAGCAGGUGGUGGUGUGUGGCUAUGGAGAGGUUGGUAAAGGUUGUUCUGCCGCUCUCAAGGCCAUGGGCUCAGUAGUGUCUGUCACGGAGGUGGACCCCAUAUGUGCCCUGCAGGCCUGCAUGGAUGGCUUCAGACUGGUCAAGCUCAAUGAGGUCAUCAGACAGGUGGACCUGGUCAUCACCUGCACAGGCAACAAGAAUGUGGUAGCAAGAGAGUACCUGGACAGGAUGAAGAACGGCUGCAUCGUCUGUAACAUGGGACACUCCAACACUGAGAUAGACGUGGUGAGUCUGCGGACCCCAGAGUUGACCUGGGAGAAAGUGAGAUCACAGGUGGACCAUGUCAUCUGGCCCGAUGGCAAGAGAAUAAUCUUACUGGCUGAAGGUCGUCUGUUGAAUCUGAGCUGCUCCACAGUGCCCACCUUCGUCCUCUCCAUCACCGCCACCACACAGGCCCUGGCUCUGAUAGAGCUUUACAACGCCCCAGAGGGACGAUAUAAACAAGACGUCUACCUUCUGCCCAAAAAGAUGGAUGAGUUUGUGGCCAGUCUCCACCUGCCAACAUUUGAUGCCCACCUCACAGAGCUGACGGAUGAGCAGGGCAAAUACCUGGGUCUCAGCAAGACCGGACCCUUUAAACCAAACUACUACAGAUACUAAUCUAUGGUAGUGAAGACCAAAGACGUACCAUACCAUCCCAAAGACUGGCUCAGAGGGAAGGAGGACCAGGAGACCUGGCUCAGAUUUGUGUUUGUGGGGGAACUAUAGCCCAGCACUGACGGGUAACACCACAACCAUGAUGUCUGACUGACCUUUAACCCCUGUCCUCUGACCUCUGCUGAGCCAUCUGACCUCGCUGGAGGGCCGUCAUUGGUCUGAGAGAAUUGAUAUGCUGAGAAGCUCUUUUUUUAAUGUACAUAAAGUAUUAUUGUGAACAGAAGCAGAAAUGAUCAUUUCCCACCAGAUUCAUAUCCCAAGGCCAGACUCAGUUGCCGGGUUUGAGUUUUCUAUUUUACAUUAUUUGUAUCUGUUGUCUGAAGUGGCGGGGUUUGGAGAAGGUGUAUGUUAUUUAGUGGAACAGAGGAACACAGAUUAUCUAAUAAAAAUAUAAAUACAUCUUAUUUUCAAUCUUUCCAAAGAUAUCUAAAUAAUGUUUAAACUUUCUGAAUGUAAACAAAGCAGAUAAGUAAUAACAAAUAGGUUAAAGUUGACCAAAUGUUACAUUUUAUCAUAUUUUUUUCUGCGUCUUUUCCAAAGAUAAAGUUGUGACCCAGCUGCAAGUCAGUCUCAUUAACUCUGCCUAGUGGUUAGAGCAUUGGACUAGUAACCGAAAGGUUGUAUGUUCAAAUCCCCGAGCUGACAAGGUACAAAAUCUGUUGUUCUGCCCCUGAACAGGCAGUUAACCCACUGUUCCUAGGCCGUCAUUGAAAAUAAGAAUUUGUUCUUAACUGACUUGCCUAGUUAAGUAAAGGUAAAAAAAACAAUAAUAAUACAAUUUAAAAAACAGCGUCUCUGUAGUUCUAACUAUGCCCAAUAGGUGGUGCAAUGAAGCUAGUCAAAGAAGUGUAGCGGCUGUUCUGUGGAUGUUUCUGGAGUUUGGUUACUCACACACACACACACACACACACACACACACACACACACACACACACACACACACACACACACACACACACACACACACACACACACACACACACACACACACACACACACACACUUACAGGAUACAGUGGUAGAUGGACCUGUGUGUUUGUUUAGGUCUUCCCUCCUGACCUGUAGAUAAUAUGUGGGGUGAGGAGAUAGACUGAUCCAGAGUCAUUACUUUACUGUACGUGCCCUUCUGGAUGGGAGAGGUGAUAGCAGAGCCAAUGUUAUGACCUGUCCUGUUUUACCAUACCUCCUGGCCCCUCCUAAUAAAAUACAUAGUUGAAUUAAACUUUCUUUUUAAAAACGUGUUGUUUGCUUUAACACUGAUGUAUGUAUGACAUUAAGGCCAUUUAAAGUUUAAAUUACAUAUAAAAAAAGAAUUGUCUUGUUAAAUUAAACAUGGCUCAAGUUAUUAUGACUGACAGGGUUGUGUAUACCUAUCAUGUGCAUCAUGAAGUCACGUCUCUUUUUUUACCGCCAUUUCGAAUGAGUAGUGGGUGGAGCGUUAGUUAAACACAACAGUGUGCCUCGGUGAUCAGUAGGCCUGGAUACCUUCAAAAUAGAUAUUAGAAAUUGGUUUAAAAAGAAUGCAUUAUCUGCUGCAACAAGUGCCGCUCAAAUUCCACUCGUCCAAGCCACUGCUACGGUUGCUGGCGAUCACGGCAAGAGUUCAUUUUAUUAGUAUUAUAAUGUUUCUUAGGACGAAUGAAUAAUGGAUUUCUUUGUGAUGGUGUAUAUUAAAUUGAUUUUUUUUAAAGACGCCCACCCACGUCCCACACUCCCACUCGUCAAUCGUGGUGCCGGCAUUAGCGCAUGGGAGGUGUAAAAGACUUAUGCCGGCAAUAUGUGGUAGAAAUGUUGACGUUUUUUACAUGCAGCAUACGGAAAUUCUUCUGUGAACUAGAGGCAAAUCUUUUGGGAUGAUUCCCAAUCUACUUCAUUACUGUCGGAAUUAUUCUUGCCUUGGUUUGCACAUGUAAUCAAAGAUUUGCAUUGGCCUAUUAUAAAGGAUAUGUCGAUAUGAACAGCUAAGAGGAGUGUUGUUAGUAAAAUAAUUUACAUUUAUUUGAAAUCUUACUGUAUUUCGCCAUUUUAUGUAGUUAGGCCAUGCAUACUACAAAUUAGAGUUAGAGAUCAAUGUACCAUUAAUGAGGAAGUUAAUGAGGAAGCCUACAGAUCACCAACAGGCCAAAUCAGCACGUAGAACAUGGCCAGGAGUAUGUUGGCCUAUGUUGUGCCUUUUAUUAUGUUUUUGGAAUGCUCUAUAACAAUGGGAAUUAAAAUUCCAACCCCA
Oncorhynchus gorbuscha (pink salmon) is the source of this 4285-nucleotide messenger RNA. Its product is annotated as putative adenosylhomocysteinase 3. Gene Ontology annotation, biological process: L-methionine cycle. Bases 412 to 2001 code for a protein of 529 amino acids. NCBI's taxonomy places the organism in Eukaryota, Metazoa, Chordata, Actinopteri, Salmoniformes, Salmonidae. The transcript is spliced from 19 exons. Gene Ontology annotation, cellular component: cytosol. The record is from RefSeq and is a predicted model, not a curated record.